AUGACGCAUCAUCUCGGCGACAGCCCUCGUAUGAAGGUUGACAGGACAAAUUUAUUUGAUGCAGCAGCAGGCCGCCAGAGCCUUCCAUGGUUUCACCCAGUGGAUCGCCCGCACGUCGAGAUUCCUUCCAUCGAAAGUUUCGGAGGAUGGGCGACUGUAGUGCGGGUUAAACUUCAUACGGGUGGAAGUGACAAAAGCCAGGAACCUCCAGAUGUGUCUGACAUGCUGCGGCAGACACUUGCAACCAUCAAGCACAUUCGGUCUUCCGCUGCUAAAGGAGAUCCCUCAUCAACGCAGAAACAUGUCGCGUCUGAGAAACGAAGGCCGAUGAGGCAAGGAUUAACAUUUGAAGUAAAUGGAAGCCUCAACGGGAUUGCGGUGGUGGCAGUCCCCGACACAGGAUCCUGCUUCAACAUCAUAUCGGAGGAUAAGGCAAGAUCGUUGGGUCUGGAACCCAUAGCCGGCACGCAUCGCCAGAUGUCUUUGCCUAACGGAAGAACGGCAAUUUCGCCCGGCGAGGUGAAGUUGACCUUCACUUUCGAUGGAGAAAAGGAAACGCACGACCUCCUCUGCAGCGUCUUGCCCAGUGCAACUCGGGAUCUAGUCCUGGGCAGUGCGUUUCUCAAAGCCACCAAGACAAUGACACGCUACGCUCACAGGCUUAAGAGAAUUCUCUGCAGCCUGGCGCAGCCGUCAUUGAAUCUCGUCGGCGCCGAUCAGGACCUUUUGGGCGGCUACAUCAACGGCAGAGAGUGCUUGGCAGUGCCGGACACCGGGUCCGACAUUAUGGUCAUCUCACUCAAACGUGCCCGCCAAUUGGGCCUGAAGGUUCACAGCAAAGACCAACAUCGAACUCUCGUUGAAUUCCUUGAUGGAUCACGGGUGCGCACAAACGGUAUCGCUCAAGCAGAAUGGCAAUUCGCCUAUGGCGAAUCACCAAUCCGCUGUGAUUUCCACGUCAUCAAGGGUUUGCCUGUCGAUGCAAUCCUAAACAACACCAUGCUGGACGAGUAUGAUGUGUUUAGACAAUACGAGGAGCGCAUUGGGUCGUCAGAAAGCCUUGGGUCUACGUUGAGCCUCGGCAUCUAUGGCAUCUCGCUCGUAGAGGUAUGCGAGCAGAAGAUUCGCUCUCUAUCGGACAGCUACUUGGACGACAUUAAGUCAGACAACCCCUUCACCCCCGAGAAAGUCGAGCGCGAGCGCGCACGCCGAGACGAAAUCCGCGACACCAUCGCCCGAAUACCCGACGAAGCACUUCGCGCAACGAAGCAACACCAAGAGUACUUACGAAAAAGGCUAUGGGACGAACUCCGAAAGCCCCAUCUUCAGACAAAUACCAGUACUCGGAUAGCGCAAGGUAGGAACUCGAUAGCUAGUCACAGAAAUCAAGGCAGUCGGAAUGAUUACUGUAUUCCCAAGGCAAUACAGUCGAAUAAUAUAGGUGCAAGGCAGCUCGAAGAAGGCCUGACGGUGGACGACAGCAACAGCUCGCAGGCGACGCAACGAAGUCGGUCAGGCUUCAAAGCCCUGAAAAGAUUCUUCCGGUAG
Molecule: messenger RNA, 1548 nt
Organism: Colletotrichum siamense
Lineage: Eukaryota; Fungi; Ascomycota; Sordariomycetes; Glomerellales; Glomerellaceae
Exons: 3
Coding region: 1-1548 (515 amino acids)
Source: RefSeq, a predicted model, not a curated record